GCGCUAAAAGUUAUCCCCUUAUAAAAACCCGCCAUUUCCACAUCAAAGAUUAGGGUUUCGAGUUCAAAUAAUGAGCUCUCUUUCAAAUCAGGUAAUGCGUAGCUGCAUCAAGGACCAUGAGGCCUCAGCCAUGGAAGGGCGCCGGCAGAAAUCAGAAGUAGGAGAAGAAGAGGAAGAGGAAGAGGAAGAGGAAGAGGAAGAUCCAUUUCUUCAAUUCAUUGAGUACGCUAAGUCCGUACUAUCUCCCGAUGAAGCAAAGGGCCCUAGUUGGAGCUGGAUUGCUUAUAAGAUUCUCAAGACUUGCAUUGCUUAUUCAUCUGGAGUCACCUCCGCUAUUCUCCUCUCCGAUCUCUUUCAGGCUUGGAAUGAAUUGAAUAGGAGUGGAGCUCCAAAGAAACAGUCAGAAUGUAUUAGUCACAUGAAGAAGAAGCAUAAGAGGGCAAAGCUUCCUAAUACUGUCACCAUUGACUCUAUAUAUGAGAAAAAGUUCUUAUCUUUGAACAGUGUAAUUGAAGCUGUCAUUAUAGACACUUACAUUCUUCCAGGAACAAACAUUUAUAUGCUUCAUCUGGGUGAUUUUUGGAGUUCUAAUACAAUAGAUCUGUAUCUUCACCGUAGAUUCUACAGCUUAGCUGAUCCAAAGAAUGGUAUUUUGAAGAAAGGUCGUGAAGUUUUCCUCACAGGAUGCCGCCUCCGAACUGCCACUGGAUGUUCAGGUCAUGCACGGCUUUUGCCAACUGAAUAUAUUGUGAUACUGUUAGAUGAGGACCAAGAUGAUGAUGCAAUGUUGCUUUUAGCACAAUUUUGUGCAGAUUCCUUCUCUUCUAUUUCUCUUGGAACAGUCGAUCAGGGGGUCUCGUAUUCAUUACGUGCAAGGAUUGAAUCUAUUACUUCUCCGGAGGUUCAAGGAAAGUUUGGUAGUUUGCAGAGGAAGCAAAUUAAUCUUGUUGAUUAUGAUGGUGUCAGUUCAAAAUUUCUUUUGUGGGGUGAGCAGGUUCUGCUUGCAAACCUAUUUAGCGUGGGAAGUACGCUGGCCCUGGAUAGGCCAUUUAUUUUGAGUUCCACUGAGAGUGCUCUUGAAUUAUCUGAAGAAUUUUGCCUUGAAUACGGUACUGCAACCCAGUUAUAUCUGGUGCCUUUUAUUCGGCAUGAGGAGCAAGUAUCCGUAGCAUUGACGCAGAACCAUCAUAAAGGGUCAAAACUAUCAAGAGCUAUGGAUCCAAGUCAGGGACUUGUAGUCUCCCAGGUUUCCCUGCCUUGUAAUUCUCAAGGUUCUAUUGACUUCAGUAAUUAUCCUUUCCGAUCAUUUGUUAUUGAUCUUCGGGAGAAGAUGACCGGAGUAAGCCUCUAUGGUAUUGUUGCUGACAUCAGAAGUACUCAAGAGCCAGUAUUUUCUGUUAAGAUUCAAGAUGUAACUGGUGCAGUUUGGGUGAGGCUACAUUUUGCUCGAUCCUGGUCAUUAGGGAGACUAGGACUGGGGCAUAGUAUUUACAUAUCUGGUUUGGCGUGCUCUAUGGGGACAAGAAAAAGCCUAGAACUGCAGUGGUUUGAGAAUGAUGAUGGAGCUUCAUUUAUUAAUAUUAGUUGCUUACCGGCGCUGCUUAACUCAUCUUGUCUUCACAAGUUAUCCUGCCUUUCUGAUUUACCAGUCGAGCCUACUGGUACCCGUGUAUGUCGUGUCUGGCUGGAUCAAAUUGAACAUUGUCACGUGACUACGAGACUAUCACAUACGUGUUGUGGUUAUUUUCUUGAUGAUAGUUGCAUUGAGGAUCUCAAGUGCAGCUUCUGUCAAUGUAAAUGCAAUGCAGAACUGGCAUGGAGUUUCCAUUUAAAAAUAACUCUUGCAGAUGAGAGUGGGAAAAUCUUUGCCUGGUGUACUGGUCAAACUGCUGUGGAGUUGCUGCAAAUAACUCCUGAUGAAUUCUGCGAACUACCAGAGGAAGAGCAGAUAAUGUACCCAUCAUCCCUUGAGCACGAAACAUUCAAAGUUGCAUUGGUGAACUGCAGGAAAAAGGUUGACGGACUUAUGGAUCAAGAUCAUGACGCAGUUGAAUGGGAAAUCACCCGUGCAAUGAAGUGGGAAUAAAAUUGAGCCAUUACUUACAUCUCAAAUAUGAUAGUUGGAAGAGGCCGCAUAGGAAUUGAAUGAAAUGUAUUGCCAACAUCUUAGACAUACAUAAUAAAUACAAGCUCAGCUUGAGGUAAAAAAAACCCUCAUCUUUAUCAUCCAAAGUUAAUCCGGAGUCUUAAAUCAAAUCAAUAUAGACAACAUAAAUCAUCUAAAGUUUGUUAUAUCUAGAAACAGAUAGAAAUGCAUUUUGAAGAUACAUACAUUUUUGGCUGCUAUGAAGCUAAAAAGCUAGUUGAAGAGCUU
This is a messenger RNA of Nicotiana attenuata, 2374 nucleotides long. RefSeq lists its product as uncharacterized. Lineage: Eukaryota; Viridiplantae; Streptophyta; Magnoliopsida; Solanales; Solanaceae. The coding region runs from base 71 to 2086 and encodes 671 amino acids. The transcript is spliced from 13 exons. The record is from RefSeq and is a predicted model, not a curated record.